AUGUCUGCAGCCAUCGCCGCCAUGGGCAUGCUGCCAAUGAAACCUGAUGAUUUGGUAUGGCUUCUUGUAUCACCCUUGCACCACUGGAUGAAAGGCUUUGUGGCCGUUUGGCUUAGACAGAGAAAGCAGCUGUCGCGGUACCAUGCGCUGGUCAAGGAGCGUCUCAUCCGCAGAGACAUUCCUCUGUACAAACGCGCUCAUGGUACAGUUGGGCACUUGCUCAUUGCUGAUGCCGCCUUUCAGCCCCUCAGUAGCAACUGCGCUGACCAUCUGACUGAAGGAGCUACCACACGAAGAGCUGGGAUUCAGUCACUCAGUACAACACGAUCCCAUCAUAAUCACUGCACCCAUGCCGCCGAAUCCAAGAUGUACCUCGAGACUCUUGCUCCCAUGCCGUAUACGUUCCGCAAAGUAGGAUCAACAAGCUACAAGAUUCUUUGCGAGCCUGCAAGCUGUUGGAUGGAUCUGCUACCUACCGAUGCCAAGACGCAACUAACACACCGUACAAAUUUCGUUCAACAGGAAUAA
Molecule: messenger RNA, 528 nt
Organism: Drepanopeziza brunnea f. sp. 'multigermtubi' MB_m1
Lineage: Eukaryota; Fungi; Ascomycota; Leotiomycetes; Helotiales; Drepanopezizaceae
Source: RefSeq, a predicted model, not a curated record